AUGUCUCCGCAAUCCAGCCCUAGUCUCGGUGUGACCAAAGAGCUCUGUUCCUGGAUCCACGGGCUGAGACUAGACGACGUCCCGGAAAGUGUCCGGACUCGUGCAAAAUACUUAAUUCUGGAUGGCUUAUGCUGUGCACUACUCGGUGCACAUUUACCAUGGGUCGAAAAGGCUGCAAACGCUAUUUUUGCGAUCGAACCCCCGGGGAAUAGUGUUGUAUGGGGGUACGAUAAGAAACUAGGUCCAUUGCCGGCAGCACUCUUGAAUAGCACCGAAAUACAGUCAUUUGAGCUUGAUGACUGGCAUAUGUUAGCUCCGUUGCACUCUAAUUCCAUCCUGUUGCCUCCAUUACUUGCGGCUGCCAGCCAAAAGAAGAGCAAUGGCUCACCAGCACUCGACGGAGCUGCUUUUCUACUUUCUACAAUUGUCGGAUACGAGACAGGGCCUCGCGUUGGACUGUGUCUCUAUGGAGGACAUAUGCUGACCAGAGGAUGGCACUCUGGAACCACAUUUGGCCACGCUGCAGCUGCAGCUGCAGUCAGUAAGCUGCUUGACCUUCCCAAAGACGUCAUUGAAGACGCGCUCGGGAUAGCGUGUACCCAAGCAUGUGGGUUGAUGUCAGCUCAGUUCGGAAGCGACGUGAAACGCAUGCAGCACGGAUUCGCAGCGCGCAACGGACUGUUCGCCGCUCUGAUGGCCGAGGGAGGGUAUAUCGGCAUCAAGAAUGUCUUCGAGGAGCCAUACGGUGGCUUUUUGUCGACAUUCGGGCAGAACUCUGGCAAGGAGCCUCCAUACCUGGUGAACGAACUCACCAAGGGGCUUGGACAGACGUGGCAGUCGGACAAUAUUCGUGUCAAGUCGCACGCUUCAAUGGCAGGGACCCACUGUACCAUUGACGCGGUCGCAAAACUGCAAAAGAAACACCCCGAGAAGCUGGCUGACCUGAGAACGAUCGCGAGUAUCAAGAUAGAGAUGUCGGAAGCAGCCUUCAAACACGGAGGAUGGAAGGCAGAGCGACCGCUCUCCGCACUUGGAGCGCAGAUGUCCUGUGCCUAUGUCGCUGCUGUCCAGCUCGUCGAUGGCCAAGUAUUGCCUCAAGAUUUCCAUCAGGACUUGCUUGACAGAGAUGUUCUCUGGGCCUUGGUUGACAAGACCGAGUGUUUCCACACGCCGGAGUUGGGCGAGAAAUAUGAACAGCGCGUAACCCUCGCUUUCGAGGACGGUGAAGUGAUAACCCAGACUCUUGCUGCGCCUCUCGACGUCGCUCCUGGAUUGUCGAACGAGGAAAUCUUGGAGAAAUUCAGACGGUUCACGAAGGGUAUUGUGGACGACUGGCGAAGAGACGAGAUUGAGAGGCUGGUGCUGGACAUUGAGAAUAUUGGUGACAUCACGGACUUAGAGGGACUGUUGGCCGGGAGAACUGCAAAUCCGAUCGAGUAG
This is a messenger RNA of Penicillium atrosanguineum, 1440 nucleotides long. Its product is annotated as MmgE/PrpD family protein. The coding region runs from base 1 to 1440 and encodes 479 amino acids. The record is from RefSeq and is a predicted model, not a curated record. The transcript is spliced from 2 exons. Gene Ontology annotation, molecular function: lyase activity. NCBI's taxonomy places the organism in Eukaryota, Fungi, Ascomycota, Eurotiomycetes, Eurotiales, Aspergillaceae.